Molecule: messenger RNA, 931 nt
Organism: Odobenus rosmarus divergens (Pacific walrus)
Lineage: Eukaryota; Metazoa; Chordata; Mammalia; Carnivora; Odobenidae
Product: ORM1-like protein 2-like
Exons: 1
Coding region: 143-604 (153 amino acids)
Source: RefSeq, a predicted model, not a curated record
UGAAGCCAGCAGGGAAGUUCUUUUAUUCCCAAUAGAGUUCAGGGAAUCUGGGCUAUUCAGGAGACAACUUGGGGGAACAAAUUAAAAAAGAGGUUUAGAGGAAAUUGAGUUGGACUCCUGCCUGAUCCCCCAUGGUGGUAGGAUGAAUGUGGGGGUGGCACACAGCAAAAUAAACCCCAACACUCAAGUGAUGAAUAGCCAGGGCAUCUGGCUGGCCUACAUCAUCUUGGUAGGACUGCUGCAUGUGGUUCUACUCAGCAUCCCCUUCUUCAGCAUUCUUGUUGUCUGGACCCUGACCAACAUCAUCCAUAACUUGGCUAUGUAUGUCUUCUUACAUACGGUGAAAGGGACACCCUUUGAGACCCCUGACCAAGGAAAGGCUCGGCUACUGACACACUGGGAACAGAUGGACUACGGGCUCCAAUUUACCUCUUCCCGCAAAUUCCUCAGCAUCUCUCCUAUCAUACUCUACCUCCUGGCCAGCUUCUACACCAAAUCUGAUGCUGCUCACUUCCUCAUCAACACAGCCUCAUUGCUCAGCGAACUGCUGCCUAGGUUACCCCAAUUCCAUGGGGUUCGUCUCUUUGGCAUCAACAAAUACUGAGGGAUGGCGCUGGGGAUAACACUGGACCAAAGGGCUGUAACAUCUUUUCCUUCUCCAUAUUGUCUUCUGUGUCUUGAAAGCCCGAGAACUAUAUAACCUUUCCCAAACUCCCAGGAAGAUAACAGAUUGGAAAAUGGGGCUCCCUGGGCCCAGCCCUGCUAAAAGCAGAUUUCUUUGAAUCAGGAAAGGUGGAAAAGAUAAGGGCCAAAUCACUCUCCCUCACAGCAGGAAGCCAUGUUUGAGCAGUUUGGUGAUUAAGUUUUUCCAGAUAUUCCACCUGCACCACCUUCAGGCUCUGUUUUGCUGUGUAUUUUCCUUAUAAUAAAG